UUACAGCUGGUCUGAUGAUGAAGACGCUACGGUACCAAGAUGCACAAAUGGCAGGUUAUGGUUCAGCUUAAACUACAAGUCCGAAAGUGAGGAGCUCAACGUGAACAUCAUAAAGGCCAAAUAUCUACCAGGUCGUGGCCUCACAAACACUCCUCGAGAUCCAUUUGUCCGGGCCUACUUGUUGCCAGAUGAAGAUACUUUCCAGCAGAGCACCGUGAAGACGCGGACGUUGGCACCAAAAUUUAACGAAACCCUCACAUUCAAGAUUUCGGAGGGCGAAGUCCGCGCACGAUCACUGCGGUUGUCCGUCUACGACAUCGACCGCAAGAAAGUGCGCCACUGCUUGGGCCACGUCACGCUGCAAUUGGAGAAGGAACCGCUCGCUCCGGACAAAGUCAUCUGGAUGGACCUGGACAAUGUGCCCAAAAAAAGUUCCCAGAUUGGGGAGAUCCAGAUUUGCAUGACUUGCAACCCGUUCACCAACCGUAUCAGGGCGUCUAUACUCAAAGUGCGAAAAUUUUCAAAGCAGGAGGAUGCCAGCAAAUGGGUGUACGUGAAGCUGUCGCUGAAUCACGGCCGCAAGUGCGUCAAGGAGAAGCGGUCCGAGAACCGAGAGUGGAGCGAGGGUGAAGAAGCAAACUUCGGGGACGCGUUCACGUUCGGCGUGGCCGGUCGGUACUUCGACUCGUGCAGCCUCAGCUUCACGGUCAUGGUGUCGGCGGACGGCGCCGACUUUCGGCGGCUGGGCAAGACCGUACUCGGGCCGUUUAUGUACGCGCGCGGCGAGGAGCUUCGACACUGGCAGGACAUGUUGACCAACCCGCGGAGCGCCGUCACCCGGUGGCACGCGCUCGAGUGUCCCACGGGACGCGAUGAGUGGAAGAGCGACUGAGACGUCUCGAAUCGAGGCCCCGCUUCUUUACAGCCACACCAGGGGAGGCCUGCCGCCGAGUCGGAGGGCGACUCGCGCGAAAUGACAGAGAUCUCCUGUCGGCGACACGGGCGCCACCACGUUGCCCGAGUGUGUCCGGGGCUCCGAUUCGAAGCGAGCUCGUCGAUCUCGAAAAGGCCUCCAUUGCUGUCUGGCGUGAGCCAUUUCUUGAAUGCCCAAGCAAAAGCAUGCUGCACUCCCAGAAUAGUGCGAUGUUGAGAAACUAGCUUUAUUUUUAUUCUUUACUCUUUCUUUUUUUUUUCUCUGAACACCUGAACAAGUUUAAUCACUGUGGUCGACUGAGCAGAGAGAUAGGUAGGGCCACGAGGAUUACAGCUAAGGAAAGUCUGUUUUCGCAGAUUUCAGCAUAUUCAUUGUUAUCCGAGUGAGCUCAAUGAGCGCAAAGGAAAGGUGCCUGAGUAUAGAAGGCGAAUAAAAUUUGUUCAGUAUGUAAGUUUUGUUUAGCUGGUAAUUUGUAAAUACUUUCUUAAUCGGGAAAUAAACUGCUUUCCGGGCUUUGCCUGCACUACGUAAGUGCCAUUACACAAAA
Rhipicephalus microplus (southern cattle tick) is the source of this 1481-nucleotide messenger RNA. RefSeq names its product synaptotagmin-15. Gene Ontology annotation, cellular component: exocytic vesicle; plasma membrane. Gene Ontology annotation, biological process: calcium-ion regulated exocytosis. Gene Ontology annotation, molecular function: calcium-dependent phospholipid binding; clathrin binding; phosphatidylserine binding. NCBI's taxonomy places the organism in Eukaryota, Metazoa, Arthropoda, Arachnida, Ixodida, Ixodidae. The record is from RefSeq and is a predicted model, not a curated record.